Trypanosoma brucei brucei TREU927 is the source of this 354-nucleotide messenger RNA. RefSeq lists its product as hypothetical. The record is from RefSeq and is a predicted model, not a curated record. Bases 1 to 354 code for a protein of 117 amino acids. Lineage: Eukaryota; Euglenozoa; Kinetoplastea; Trypanosomatida; Trypanosomatidae. The transcript has a single exon.
AUGAACCGGUUCUGCCGGCCAUUCGCCGCAGCAACUUCAUUACGUGUCGGUUCAUCUGAACGCUGCAGCAGUCGAGCAGCGCUUAUGGUAUCGACACGUGGAAAAUAUGUGAGGCAACCCAGUCCUCAGUGGGACCCCGUACAUGAAGAUAUAAAUGCACAUGUGAAGAAGCGGAUUCCGGGCGAAACCCGGGUGGACCGCGUGCGGCGAUUUGCCCGGGAGUGGCGUAAUGUAGAAUUGGAGCUUGGGGUCUACAAGGACUCACGAGGUCGUGAAAUUAAGUACCGCAAAACGUUUGUUUACCGUUACACGUACCCCAACGCAUUCGAUGAGUUUUGGUGGCCGUGCAAGUGA